AUGGAGAUGAAGAUUGAUGAUCUUGAGGGAAAGGUGGAUGAGAAACUCACCCAAGAGCGACUUGAUUAUCAAAAUGAUAUGAUGAAUUGGAAGACGCAGGCACAAAAGGAGAAAAAUGACUUAGAGGUCGAAAUUCCGAAGCUCCGGAAUAAAAUUGAUCGACUUGAGCAAGAGUUGAAGGAGGUUCUCGUGUACAAUAUAUGGAGGCGAGGGCGAAGAUAA
Molecule: messenger RNA, 222 nt
Organism: Botrytis porri
Lineage: Eukaryota; Fungi; Ascomycota; Leotiomycetes; Helotiales; Sclerotiniaceae
Exons: 1
Coding region: 1-222 (73 amino acids)
Source: RefSeq, a predicted model, not a curated record